CUUGAAGUGCACCACCGCAAUGGAGAUCUCCCUUGCAACCUUUCACGCUCAUCACGUCGGUCAGUUGGCGAUUUGCGGUCGGAAGAAUUGAAGUUAAGCAUGUUGCGCAAGGCCUCGGCGGACGUUGUGGUGGUCGGUGCAGGAGUGGCAGGCUGCUCGGCGUUCUACCACUUGGCACGUCUGAAUGCUCGCAAUCGUGGCUUCAAGGCACUGCUGGUGGAUGCCCUACCUCCGUUGUCGCUUACCAGUGCGAACGGUUCUUUCAGCUACCGCAACUGGUUCCCUAGUGAUGCUGAGACGCCUAUGAGGGAGCUCGUGGUGCACUCGAUCGACGAGAUGGACAACAUCUGCAAGCAAACCAACAAUGCUCUGGGCUUGAACCGCAACGGAUAUCUGUUCGUGACCCAGGAUGCCGGGAAGAUGGAGGAACUCAAGCGGUUAGCAAAGAACCUAGAGCGUCAUGGAGGCGGAGAGCUGCGCGUACAUGAGCCAAAUGACAAGCUCAGUGGCUACCGGUUCUCCACCGAGGAGAUGCAGUACGAUCUGGACGGCAGUGAUCUACUCGUGGGCAUCGAUAACGUUGCGGCAGCCUUCCCCAAUCUCAAGGAUUCUUUCGCUUUAGCAGCGUUGCAUGUGCGUCGUUGUGGAUCUCUGAACCCUGUUAAAGUAGCCAACUAUGAGCUUAACAAGGCAGUCGAGUACUGUCCGAAAGCCGAAGUGCUACAGGGCAAAGUCACUGAUUUUGCGGCUACUGGUGGCAAUGUGAGUGGCGUUAAAGUGGCGAUGCAUAAUGGAGAUACACUGGAAGUGGCGACUCCUAAGGUGGUGUUUGCAACGGGUCCGUUGUUCGAGAGUACGCUGGAAAUGCUAAAGCAAAGGGACAUGUCGAGCUUUGACGUGCCUAUUAUCAAUGAACUGCACUGCCGAGCUAUCGUCGACGAUGUUGAUCGUGUGCUACCUCCUACAAUGCCGUUGACAUUCGAUUCGGACCCGAUGGGCAAGCUCGAGAUUUCGGAUGAAGACCGUAAAGAAAUCAUGGCGGAUCCAUCAGCUGCUCGGAUGUUGAAGGAAUACCCCGGAGGAGUUCAUGUGCGUCCGUAUAAUGGGGAUAAGAUGAUGGCAGUCUGGACGUACGAUAUCGAGCCCGUGCCAGCGCACUACCCAGUUGAAGACAUUUUGGACAGGAGAUUCCCCGAAGUCUGUGUUCGCGGGCUUACGAGGAUGUUCCCUCAAGUAAAGUCGUAUCUGACGCGACCUGAAGUGCGGGACUCGUUCUACGUCAGUGGUGGCUACUACUGCAAGACGCUGGACAACCUGCCACUAAUCGGACCAGCACCAAACACCGUCGGUGGCGUGUUCUUACAGUCUGCAAUGAGUGGAGUUGGCCUCAUGUCUAGCGCAGCGUCGGGACACUUGCUUGCCACACACGUCAUGGGCGAGAAGUUGGAAGGAUGUGGCCUCGCUAACCAUGUGGACGCAUUCCUACCCAGUCGGUUCGAGGACCAAGCAUAUCUGGACUUCCUCAGCGACGGAGGUGGUGCCGCAUGUGGGCAAGUGUGACCGUUCUACAAAAAACACGAAGCGAGUCAAAGUGGUUGAGUGGGAAAGUAACACGUAGCGCAAAUGAAGUCAACUA
Molecule: messenger RNA, 1636 nt
Organism: Phytophthora nicotianae INRA-310
Lineage: Eukaryota; Oomycota; Peronosporomycetes; Peronosporales; Peronosporaceae
Exons: 3
Coding region: 100-1560 (486 amino acids)
Cellular component (GO): cytoplasm
Molecular function (GO): oxidoreductase activity
Source: RefSeq, a predicted model, not a curated record